AUGACCGAAAGAGUGCCUGAUGCGAUGCAUCAGAUAGACAUUGUUUUCCCGCACGGGACAAACGUUGAUCUGGAACCAGAUGAGGUCAGCACUCGGGAAAGGGGUCUACGGCAGUCCGAGGCAUGGCCAUCCUCGACAGCAUCACUCCGAUCAAGCAUUGUACGGGCACGUGAGGAGAACGGACGAAUCUAUCACGGAUACAAGGACGGGAAAUAUGUCUUGCCCACUGAUCAGGAAGAACUCGAUCGACAAGGCGAGGCACACCCAGAAGCCGAAGUUGUCGGCGUAGAUCUCUCGCCCGUCCAGCCUGGCUUCACACCGCCAAACGUGCAUUACGAAAUCGACGACCUCGAGGAGGAGUGGAGCUUUUCUAGAAAGUUUGACUAUGUUCACUCUAACGAGGUCUCGAGCAACCUAAACCCCGGGGGUUGGUUUGAGAUCCAGGAUAUCGACUUCCCCAUGAGGUGUGACGAUGAAACAAUCCCGCCAGACUGCGACCUCGGCAGAUGGAACGAGCUGAUGAUGGAGGCCGGCCAAAGGUCGGGCUUCCUCCUGGAUACCUGCGGCAGGGCGGCCGAGAUGAUGGCGAGCGUUGGAUUCGUCGAUAUUGUGCGGAUCCAGUUCAAGUGGCCAAUCAACCAGUGGCCGCGCGACGUCAAGCACAAGACCCUGGGCGUCUGGACAGAAGCCAACUUCAGUGUCGGGCUCGAGUCCAUGACGUUGGCCCUCUUCACCCGCUUCAUGGGUUGGAGGAAGGAGGAGGUCUGGGACUUUAGCGCCAAUGUCAUUGCAGAGUGGCGUGAUGCGAGUGGUGGCUUGAUCAGGAAGCGUGCCGACACGAAUGCUGUCAGACCCUCGCCGUCGCCUGUCGCGGCUGCAUGA
This is a messenger RNA of Colletotrichum lupini, 882 nucleotides long. RefSeq names its product methyltransferase domain-containing protein. NCBI's taxonomy places the organism in Eukaryota, Fungi, Ascomycota, Sordariomycetes, Glomerellales, Glomerellaceae. The record is from RefSeq and is a predicted model, not a curated record. The coding region runs from base 1 to 882 and encodes 293 amino acids. The transcript has 8 exons.